CUCGAGCUUGGGAGACGCGCAUGGAGGCGUUGGCUUGCGGGUUUGGCCAAGGGAAGGUCCCAGUCGCGGUGAGGUGCUAUUUUUCAGGCGUGAGCUCGCCGAAAUCAGGCCUGCGACGUGCUGGUGCGGGGUGAGCGGACUUGGUUCACAGAGGCUCGUGAGCUCAGUGGGACUGAGGCUUGUGAACGGCGGAUGCGGGCCGUGGGUGACGUGGACGAGCUGGGGAGGAGCUGUUAAUGAGUUGCCAGCUACGAGCUGCAGUUGUUGGGAACUCGCCAGAAAAUGGGCCGACGCACGGAUGAGGUCGCGAGCUCGCUGGAAAAGCAAGCGCGGGGCUCGCGACCGUGCUGGAAACGGCAC
Striga hermonthica is the source of this 360-nucleotide messenger RNA. The record is from the annotation of a GenBank genome assembly. NCBI's taxonomy places the organism in Eukaryota, Viridiplantae, Streptophyta, Magnoliopsida, Lamiales, Orobanchaceae.